AACUUAGCCCUGAAACCUUCAGCUUGUCCAUUCAUACGUAGCUAUGUAUGUAUGUGCACUCUAAGAAGGGAAUCUUGAGCGUGACUAUGGGGCAACUGUGAUGCGCACACAAUCAGGGUUCUCUCAUGAUCUAUACUUCUUAGGUGCAACUGAAGCAGCACGGGCAUAUUUAGCUCUUCAGAAAAGAAAUGAAGAGAUGUGUAUACAUGAGCUGAAUGCAGCCAAAGCUGAAGCCUGCAGAAAACGACCAGAGUUGGAACUUGAAAGCCGUGACUUGGCGCAUCAAAUCAUGAGCAGAGAAAGAAAGUAUAGGGAGCAAGUCAGUGAUGUCAAUGAAAUUAUGACCAACAGAUCUAAAGUUAAGAUUAGCUUGAAUGAAACUGAAGCAGAACUUCAAUCAGUCCUUGGAAAGACUCAACAAUGUGAACAAAACAGAUUGCGGUUAGAGGAAAGGACCAAGGAGUCUUUGAAUGAGUUUGUAACGGAUAUGAACGGUCUUUCCACUAGUCUGGAAGAAGUAAAGCAGGCCUUGGCAUGUGAAAAUGAGAAAAAGAGACACUUGAGCAGAAAAUGUGAUGAAAUUGAGGAAGAUGUGAUUAGAGCUAAAAAUAAAAUGGAAAUUGCGGAAAAGGUACUCUCUGAUGCUGUCAGUAGACUGGAAUCAGAGAUAGACUUUGAGAAGAGAAUUGGAAGUAAGCAUUGUGGAAGCAAGGAAAAAAGCUGAAGAAUUAUCAAAGGAAUGUGUUGAUAUUCAACAGAAAUGCUGCUCUGGUAGAAAAAACUUACAUUCUGAAGAACAACAGUUAGCUGAACAACAUCGUAUGAUGAUGAAGGCUGUUGAAGAAGUAAGAGUUGAAGUAGAUACUCUGUUUGCCAAGCAUCGGGAAAGCACAAGCAGCUCUGAUGAAAGAGAUGAAAUUGAAAGAUAAACAUCAAAGUGCUGUCUCCAAUAUUCGAAAGAGCUCAACCUCUGCAAAUGAAACACUAAAGUAUCAGUCUGAGAAAGGGGCUGAAUUGCAAACUGAGAAUCGAAAUCUAGAUCUCCAACUGAAGGAAUGCAGUGAGACUUCUAUUAUCGUUAAAAGACAGUUACAAGAUCGGAUUGAGAUGCUCAAUGAUGAGUCAGAACACAAGGAGAGUUUAAGGAUGCGUUUGGAGAAAGAUACAGAGAGAUUAAGGCAGAGUAUACUAGCCUUGGAAAGCGAGCUUGAAAGAAUGGCAACUCAGCUGAAGGAGAAUGAAGAAAGCAAUAGCCACAUAUGUAGAACAUCAGCUCAAAAGAUUUCUGAAUUAAAGAGUGAAUGUAGGAAAGCUGAGCAACACAUCCAAGUCCUAAAUCAAACAUUGCCAGAAGGCACAACACAACUUCAAUCAUAUGUUACCACUGCUCAACUGCAAAGUCAGACCCUUCAGGAAAAUAUAAAAACUUUGGAAGACAGUGUUUCAAACAAAGUUCUUCUAAUAGAAGCUCUAGAGGUUAGGAGUGUCAUAUCCAGACCCCCUUCUAAAGAAGAAAAGGAUCUGGCCACAUCAAAGCAUUUUUUGGUUAACAGCCUGCGUACCUAAACACGUGUGGAUUUGCCUCACAAAUAUGUGCAUGCAUGGCUUGUUUUACUGUCGGUGACAUGCUUCAUGAUCAGCGAUUUACCGAAAACUUAGACUGCUGAUUCUGCUGGGCAAUGCCGCUGAGGUUCGCGGACAAUGUCGGUUUUCUGGCCCUGUCGGGCUAGCAUCAGCCACUAGCGUUUUGAACAACGCU
Molecule: messenger RNA, 1759 nt
Organism: Geodia barretti
Lineage: Eukaryota; Metazoa; Porifera; Demospongiae; Tetractinellida; Geodiidae
Source: the annotation of a GenBank genome assembly